GCCGCAUUUCUGCUUCGAUGCAGGUUGUUUUACCAAUCUGAUAAUUCUGUGAUCGCAAAAUGAGCCUCAAAUACGAAGUGAAAAGUAAUGAAAAAUUAGGCAGAUAUUUAGUCGCUGCAAAAGAUUUAAAGCCAGGAGAACGAAUUCUAUCGGACCAGCCUUUUGUAUUGGGACCAAACAGUGACACGUCGCUGGUCUGCUUCAACUGCUACCUGCCUCUCAUAAGCAAGUUUCUCGUGUGCAAGAACUGUGCCGUUGCGCCGAUAUGCCCAGGAGAGGGAUGCACUGAUCAAUUUGCAAAAUGGCACUCACAGCAAGAAUGUAAUUUCUUCCGAAACCUUAAACUCAAUAAAGGGACUAAUCCCAUGACGUUGGUGCAGAACGUCGGAUCAUUGUUAGUUCUGCGAGCGAUAUUAAAGAGGGAUUUUAAUCAUCAGGAAUGGCAACUCUUUAUGGAAUUGGAAACGCACUUAGACCGACGAAGGGAGAGUGACGUUUGGGAUUUCUACGAUAACACCGUAAAGUUUAUCCAAUCCCUGGGUCUUCUCGAAAAUGGUCAGAACAAGGAUCUCGUUCAAAAGAUUUGCGCGGCCAUCGACGUGAACAGCUUCGAGGUGCGCGGGCCGCCCAUACCGGCCAUCGGCUGCGCGGAGGUGCUGCGCGGGCUGUACCUGCGCGCCGCGCUGCUGGCGCACGACUGCAUCGCCAACACGCACGUCUCCAUCAACGACCGGAACGAGCUCGUGUGCCACGCCAGUUGCGACAUCAAGAGAGGAGAUCCUAUAUAUUACAAUUAUACGGAUCCCUUGAAGGGUACAUCAUUACGACAACAACAUCUUAUGAUAGGCAAGUACUUCAAAUGUACAUGUGCGCGGUGUUCUGAUAUCACGGAGUUGGGAACAUACAUGAGUUCAGCGAUUUGCCCGCAGUGUAAAACUGGAUAUAUAUCGAAAAACGCUAGUGUUUGGAUCUGUAACAGCUGCGGAAAAGAAACUGAACCAUCUGUAAUUGAACAUAAGAUUCAAUGUUGCGUGGAGAAACUGGAAGUUAUAAACAAAAAAGAUGAAAAAGAUCUCGAGGAAUAUAUAAGAAACGUUUUGUUAGUACUAGCUCCAAACCAUUAUUUACUUCUGGAUGCCAAGCAACGCCUUGCCGGUGUUCUGAGGGAUACCAUCAAUAGAGAGCCGAGACCAACUAAGAAGUUGAUGCGACGGAAAAUAGAGCUGUGUCGAGAAAUAUUACCCGUACUUGAAGUACUUAGUCCCGGGAUAUGUCGGACUAAAGCUAUCACUUUAUACGAAUUACAUGCAACAACGGUGCAGCUGGCAAAGAAAAUGUUCGAUGCGCGUGAGAUAUCGGGGUCCACCUUUGUGGAUGAACUUCUCAUCGCAGAGAAACAUUUAAAGCGAUCACUGGAGAUGUUAGUGAUUGAACCGGGAAAUUCACCAGAAGGCGAGUUGUGCGCGAAAGCUUUAGAAGAAUACAGAGCUCUAAAAUUGACACUAGCAAAAGUUAUAGAUGGAAUUCACGCACAAGGGAAAACUUAUGAAAGCGAGAGUGUAUCUGAGAAUGUGCCCCUACAUCCAGAAGUGGACUAAACUU
Molecule: messenger RNA, 1602 nt
Organism: Vanessa tameamea
Lineage: Eukaryota; Metazoa; Arthropoda; Insecta; Lepidoptera; Nymphalidae
Product: SET domain-containing protein SmydA-8-like
Exons: 8
Coding region: 60-1598 (512 amino acids)
Molecular function (GO): protein binding
Source: RefSeq, a predicted model, not a curated record